GACGCGAUUUCUUGAAUCUUUAGUACUCGGUCUACCUUCGCUCGCUGAACAGAUCCCAGUGGAGUCACGCGUUUGCUACUCGCGUCACAUUUCGAUUUUUAAGUGCUUUUCAGUGGCUAUGGAUUAACUGCGCCUAUGGAAUUUAUAGAAACGUCCUCGUCUAAGUCUUUGGAGAGCUACGAAAUAGAGCGAACUUCACUCAACUUGAACUAAUCUUACUCCAGGCAGUAAUUACAAUUGUAUAUUAAAUGUGAAUUAUACAAUUUGAGAGAGAGAGAAGGGGAUCUAGUAACUGAUGUGAUUGACUUGCUUUACUAACUUCCUCUUCUUUAAGGUAUUCAGUGAACAACUAAAGAAGAGAAGCUUCUCGAGUUAUACUCCAUAUUUAAGAUAAUGAUCACCUGAAGAUGAAUUCUAGUCGAAACGGCGUGGAUGGCGGUUAUAAUUGCCGCGUGAAACUGAAUCAAAUUUUAGCCAUAGUGGUGCGGAAAGAGGGUUGUAGAGGAGAUCCUGGCGACUUCUGGAUGUACGAAAAUGGUUAUUUAUUGUUCCAGGGGUUGCUAUCCUCGAAUUCUGUCUGUUGGUGGAAUAAUGGUCUGAAUGGAGCCACAAAAAGUUUAAUAUAUUAUGGAUAUGUAAAUCCUGGUGCACUUUUGGUUGGGUCGGAGCCAUGUGCCUUGGAAAUUUUGAGGAAUGCUUGGGCCAGGAGAGUAUUGCAACCGCCGCCGGGGUACCAAAUAGUAGCAUUAGAAGAUUUAGAACACUGCUCACUGACUCCAGUGGCGCAGACCCAAUGGACACCACUCCCGGAGGCAGUGUGCGCUGUAGUUCUUAGGCUGUCUAGUCAAGGCCGGCCAGCCGGACUCGAAACCAUCAGAGAAUCCCUUAUGCUGGCUUUUCCCCAUGUUUCACCUCCAAGCGAACACGCCCUCUACGAUACUUUGGCGCAGCUCACCAAGGAAAGAAAGCUUUACAAUACUUCUAGUGGAUACUUCAUCGUUACACCCGAGCGUAGAAGGUCUCGAAGUCAGUCAAGAGGUAGAAAGAGAGAAGAAAACGGCACCGAUCCUAUACCGAACAAAACAAUGCUUAUGACAACGGACGAGGCAAUGGUCAUGGUCCACGGAGAUAUGGCUACUAUAAGGGAUGGUAACGUUACCCACCAAUGCAUUCAGACUAAUUUGGCUGACGUCAUCUGCGGAGGAAACGCAAGUGAUAAGGUUCUCUACCCAAGAACGAAGAGGCGAUCCGCGUCUUUCCCAUCUCCCAGAAGUCCAGAUCGAAGAGGUUCCUUCAGGCUAUGGAGCUCCAACAGACGUCUUCGAAGAUCAGCUUCGACUAGAACCAUUUCAAAGCAUUACGUAGACACCAGCAGCAGCACAGAAUAUCCAAACAGUGGGGACUCGACACCGACACCGAAGAAGGAAUCUCUCCUUUCGAGGUUAUUCAGGAGGUCUAAGAGGUCACAAUGCCACAUUGGAACUUUCAGUGCUCAGUUCCCGCCAACGGAAUGGUUCAACUCGAAAGCUGUGCAUCUGCAUAAUGUUGGCACCCAAACGGCCGCCACAGAAAAGGAAACUGGUUUGAAUAUAGCAGCGUACCUCGAUAACUGCGAGAUUGGUUCCUCGAGAUCCGCCACCUUACCCAGAAAUCACCGCAGGCAACUAUCUAGCGACGUCACCAUCGGCACGCCAUAUACAGCCUCUAGGGAAAAUUCCCCCAUAACGCGAUAUUCCAACUCUUACACAACCAGCACCCUGCCAAAAAAACAAAGCUAUCGUUGCCGAGACAGCUUAAGGAAAAGCAGCAGAACUAGUCUAAACAAACCGUCAGUUUCGAAAACUGCCGAAACUUCUAUCGAAAUUAAGCCAAACGAAAGCAUCGAUACAAAUCUUUCUAGUCGCGGUUCCCUCAAACAACCCGGAAUGUCCAGCGAUACAGAUCCUACAAAAACUAGUCAAAGAUACACAACGAGCUUUAGCUAUGAGGAACCCAUAGAGUCUUCGACGGAUUCGCCAGUGAAGAACCUCUCCAGUAUCGACAAUAGCGGCCCAAGCAGUAUAGAGUCGCAUAAAAGCAGUAAAACAGGCAGUUCCCUAACUAGCGGCCCUUCUAGCUUAGAAUCGCAUAAGACGGUUAUCGACAGGAAUCUAUUAGACUCUCCUAUGAGUACCGAAUCGAGAAAUAUUAAAAAGCACGCCAGAAAAGUGUCCGCUGCAAAGAACAAAGUCUCUCCGAGUCCCGUAAUUCCCAUGUCGCACAGUAAUUCCUUUACGCUUCAAGUGACAACUAACCAAAAUGGAUUGAACGUCAACAGCAAAACAAAUGCCACUACCACGACUACAAUCAACGGCGGCACCGCAGGUAACACGAAAAUAUUCGUCCAGAACUCCCCGGUAAGAUCAGUUAUUACAUUUGAAAAUGGACAGGCGGAAAACAAUCCAAACGUGAUCGUCAUCGGAGAUGGUACCGAACAAACGAGAGAAAAUUGCGACGUGAAGCCAGCAAAGAACACUAACCAGUUCAAACAGUCACAACUAAGUUUGAACAAUUCUACCAAUUUUGAAAGUACUGCCAACAACGACUCUAAAGGUGAAGCCAUGAACAACAAUCGAAAAUUGUCCCUACAGCUGCCAUCGCGAGAUAGCCUGAGCUAUCACAAUUUAAUCAAAAAUGUUUCGUCUGGUUCCCACAACCAGUAUAAUUCUACGUCCAACCCAGAUUCGCCAAUAGCAAAUACUUUCAGGGAAUUCUCAAAAAAUUCCCUCUUUACCAGCACGCCUCCUAGUCCCACAAAAAGUUACGACGGUAUUCCCAUGCUAUUUUCUGGGAAGUACAUAAAGAACGAAGUCGAUACGAAAACUUCAGUCGAAAAAUCCUUUUACGGACUGGAAAACGGAAAGGCGCUGGACAAGAACGUGAUAGGUUCGGAGCCAAAUAUUUGUUACAAAGAGAAAACUUUAACGAGGGAGAACAGUAACCACCAGUUCCCCAGCCUAAGCGACCUCAGUUUCAAUUUUACCAGCUUGGCGGCGCAGAAGAUUCUGAAAGGUGUCAGCAUUAAUAGCGUGGACACCUUGGUGGAGCUGAACAUGGCCGCCAACGUGGAGAAACAAAAUAACUGUGAUGUGGUGCAUACGGAUUUCGGCCUGUUCUGAUGAUUGAUUCUUUUGCAAACUUUUUCAAACAAAGUUCGCAAUAAGAUGUGUACAUAUAUGAGUCGGCUUUUUUCGCUGACUGAUGACGGUCUAGAUACCCCCUACUUAAAUAUAUUUUUAUGAAGCAGAAAAUGUAUACAAGUAUCUUAAAGAUUUGUAUGUAUUUUGUAAUUUUGUAUAUUUAUUAUGUAAUGUGUAAUAAAAUGUAUGUAUCUCA
This is a messenger RNA of Anoplophora glabripennis (Asian longhorned beetle), 3375 nucleotides long. It is a transcript of the gene knockout, whose product is annotated as dentin sialophosphoprotein. NCBI's taxonomy places the organism in Eukaryota, Metazoa, Arthropoda, Insecta, Coleoptera, Cerambycidae. Gene Ontology annotation, cellular component: nucleus; cytoplasm. Bases 408 to 3158 code for a protein of 916 amino acids. Gene Ontology annotation, biological process: positive regulation of transcription by RNA polymerase II. Gene Ontology annotation, molecular function: RNA polymerase II transcription regulatory region sequence-specific DNA binding; DNA-binding transcription activator activity, RNA polymerase II-specific. The transcript is spliced from 10 exons. The record is from RefSeq and is a predicted model, not a curated record.